ACCAGUAAAGUGGCUAAUGUUAUAUUCUGUAAGAUUGGUCCUUUCAAUACAAACAGUCAAACGCGGUCUUGAAUACUGACUCGCCAGAACAUUGGACAGGCCGAGAGCACGGUUUGUCUCUCUCUCUCUCUGUUACUCCCAGGGGUCAUUGCUUGGCACACGUCCGCUAAAUGUAAAUUCCAGGGAGCAGACGAGGGCUCAAGUGGUCGGACGAUGAGUGAGAACAUUUGUUAACUUGGUAUUACGAAUGGCAGUGUGUGUGUAUUGCAUCAGUCUGUACAGAGCAUUGCAUUUUUAGCAUUUUUUUUUGUCAAUUUUUUUGCAGGAUUUUAAAUAAAACUGCCAAGGUACUUGAGGUCGAGUGUUCGGGUUUCUAUUCUCCGUUUCGGAAGAGGAUGCAUGCAAUUGUUUCCACCCACAAACAUCACUUCAGCAUCGGUGUAAACCGUUAGUGUGUGAAUUCCGCCUCUAGUCAGCUCCCAGUUGCAGAACUCACCGGAGACCCAGGAACCACAGCCAGGCUCAAACAGCCCUUCAACAUUCGGCCUCGCAAAGCAGCAACGAGCAGUGAGGUGGGAACGCAGCGUUGGUGCUGCCCAGCCCUCCGCAGCCAUUUGGUUUUGCCAUGUCCGGGGGAUUGAGGUUCAAUUCCUGGAGGCCAGGCCGAUCUUGUGUAAUUGGAAGACUGUGAUGCCUGCCAGAGUCGAAUGGCGCCAGAUAAGUUCAGGCCGAGGGCAGCAAGGAGUCCAAGCUCCAUACAGUCUCGGUUUUUGAUGGAUGUCGGGAUGUCCAGCGAUCCCAAUGGAGCUCCGACGAGUGUCCAGGCACCGUUAGCGGGAACGGAGGAAUCGGCCGUGGGUGCCAGGUUGGAUGGGAUGGACCAAGGCUCCGAAAUCACGGACCUCCCAGAGGACCGGGACUCUCCUCCAUCGCUGCGGGAACAUCAGGAGGGACUGACUGUUGAAACGAGCCUCGUGGGCCCUGGGGAGACAGAGCCGGCCCAGCAGGCCUCGACUCCUGAGGAAGUGAGUGGUGACCGUGGGUCAAGCUCCUCUGCAGCGGGUAGCGAUGAGUCCCAAAUCUGGGAAGAGCCCACGGAGGGCGGCGAGCAACCUGGUGACCAGCUCCCCCACACUCAGCCAGUGGAGAUGGACGUUGAGGAGAUCGGGAGCGAGAGCCUCCAGGACGAGGUGACUGGACUCCGCAAGCGGCAGCUCCCAGAGACCCCGGCUGGCAAACCUGCGCCGAGGGUGCCGGUGGCUGUGACUGAUGAGGAUGACAGUGGCGGCAUCACCCUGAAUAAGUGCCUCCUGGUGGCCCUGCUCCUGGUGGGCGUCGGCUUUGGCAUUUUUGGUUCUUUCAGUCACCUUGAGCCUGACCCAGAGGGCGAGGAACCAGAAGCUGGACCACUUUACAAGCGGGAGGUGGAUGGACAUUUGCCCGGUGACCUGGAGUUCCCCACCAGCGACCAGGCAUGGAUCGCCGAUACUGCUGAAGGAGCUCCGAGUGCCAUGAUAUCUUUGAGUGCCCUGCUGGAGAAGCUGGCCAGUGAGAACCAGCAGAUUCGGAAGAUGCACGUGGAUCUACAGGGGCAGAGGGAUGAGCUGGAGGGUUUGCUGAGGGCGAGUGGAGAGCGGCUGCCGGUGGAGUCGCAGCAGAGCCUGAGGCAGCUGGCCCAGCGCCUGACCGAGCACCUGUCCCACGAGGAGGGCGCGCUGUCGGCCCUGCAGGGGGAGCUGCGGGGCCUGCGGGAGAGGCUGGACGCGGCGCAGGGAGCCCGUGCCCGGCCCGGCGAGGGUCAGCCUGCGGACGGGAGGAGCGUGGAGAGGCUCCUGGCCCAGAGGGAGAACCUGGCGGCCGAGGCCCUGAUGCUGCGCCAGGAGCUGGACAAGCAGCGAGGCAUCGUCGCCUCCAUGAGGCAGGCCCUGGAGAGUCUGAUCGAGCGGGUCAGCGCCCUCGGGGUAGCCCUCGAGACCCCGGCCAUCCUGGAGGGGCUGGAGGAGAUGGAGCAGAGGCUGGCCUUCGAGCUGGAGCGCUCGGAAAUCUGGGAGAAGGUCUACGGGACGCCCAGGGAGAAGAGGAAGAAAGCGAAGGAGGCCGAGCCGGGCGCAGGCGACUGGCAGGAGGCCGAAGGCCAAACCGGCCGCCCGAACGAGCCCUCGCCCAACGCCACGGAGCCGCGCGGGGAGGAGGCAGUGGACGCGGACGCCCCGGUCUCGGACGCCCCUGUCUCGGACGCCACGCGGGAGCAAGGCCCAGGCGCUCCCCUCGCCGCCCCCGCCGAGCCCACGGCCCAGGGAGACCCCCCGGCGGGCGGGGGCCAGGGGAGGGCUGCCGGAGACAGAGCGUGGAGGGAGAGCGCGGGGAAGGCCUGGGAGGGCGGAGGAGGAGAGGGCGGGGAGCGGCGAGACUGGCCGAGGGGCCAGAAGGGGCACCCGAGGAAACCCGAGGGCGGCAAGCGGGCGGAGGAAGACGUGAAGGCCAAAGAGCACAAGAGGCGGAAAGAGACGGAGAAGCACCGGAAGAGGGAUGAGGGGAAGAGGCGGGACAGCCAGGGCGAGCACCGCCACCACCAGCACAAUAAGUUCUGGAAGAAGGACAAGCUAUUGAUGCGCCCGAAGCAUCGCUACGGCGUUCCAGUAGGCUGCGCGGACGUGGGCAGCUGUGCCCGCCAGGAGGGCGUGGACCUCUUCGACGUGGCCCUCGAGCCGGUCAGGGCCGAGCAGUUCCUCGGGCUGCUGAACGAUUACAUCCGGAGCUCCGGGCUCGGGGGGUCCUGGGGCGACGAGCUCCGGCAGCUGGUCGGCCCCUUCUUCGAAGAUGGCGUCUUCGUCCACCAGCGGAUGAGGUUCGGCGACUUCCUCGACGACCUGGACGACUACAUCGAGGAAAUAGCGGAGAAGGUGUUCGGAGAUGACGAUGCCGUCGAGGACUUUGAGGACUACGUCUUCAGGGGCCUGUUGGGGGACGCGGCCCGGAAACGCAGAAGCACCAAGAAGGAUAAGCGGAAGAACGUGGAGAGAGAGCGUAAGGACCAAGAAGGUUCUAGAGCAGCGAGGGACAGCAACCAUCACCGCCACAAAGAGUGGGACAGCCAAUGGCGACCCAUGAAGAGCAGGGCAGAGGACAAGGGCAAAACACAACUUGAGACUUAGCAUCCAGACUCAGACUGUGAGUCUGUGUGUGAAUGUGAGUGUGAGUCUGUGUGAGUGUCUGUGUGUGUUUUUUGAUGUUUUCCAUGUACGAUGGUAGAGGAAAGAGGCAAGAGAGUGCAGUCAUGUAUGGUUAUCACCUGACUACCCCUCCAGCCCCUCUCCCUCACUGCCCCUCUCGUUUCACCCACACUCUCUCUCUGUCGGUCAUUCUUUCUCUCUCUCUCACUCUCUAUCAUGCCUUGGAGUCAAAAGGUAAUCGGUUCAAGUCCCCACUCCAUCGCUUCGAGCCCCAUAAUCCAGGACGACAGUUCCAGUGCCAGUACUGAGGGAGUGCCGCACCAUCGGAGGGUCAGUACUGAGGGAGUGCUGCGCUGUUGGAGGUGCCAUCUUUCAGAUGAGACAUUAAACUGAGGCCCGUCUGCCCUCUCAGGUGGAUGUAAAAGACCCCGUGGUUCUAUUGGAGAAGAGUGAGGGCAGGUUGGUGUGGGAAUUCUCUCCAGUGUCCUGGGGCCUGAUCCUUGUUCCUCCACUGAUACCACUGAAAAUAGAUUGUCACAGGGAUGAUAAGUUGAGAGAGAAUUUUCCUGCCCACAGUGCAGGGGGUCACAGCGCAGGGGGUCACAGUGCAGGGGGUCACAGCGC
Molecule: messenger RNA, 3797 nt
Organism: Carcharodon carcharias (great white shark)
Lineage: Eukaryota; Metazoa; Chordata; Chondrichthyes; Lamniformes; Lamnidae
Product: pre-B-cell leukemia transcription factor-interacting protein 1-like
Exons: 13
Coding region: 708-3155 (815 amino acids)
Source: RefSeq, a predicted model, not a curated record